Molecule: messenger RNA, 1284 nt
Organism: Melampsora larici-populina 98AG31
Lineage: Eukaryota; Fungi; Basidiomycota; Pucciniomycetes; Pucciniales; Melampsoraceae
Exons: 5
Coding region: 1-1284 (427 amino acids)
Source: RefSeq, a predicted model, not a curated record
AUGCGAAAAGCCGUCAAAAGCCUAGACCCCGAUGCACCUGGUGUUGGUAAGCAAGCGAUGAUCGACUGGAUGCACAUCAACCAUCCUAUGAUCCCCAUCAGAACAAACGCUAGCAGAGACGAGAUUGCGAGUAAGGUGAAAGCGGCCCAACCCGAGUUAUUCCCCAGUUCCAUUAUCAAUGCGCCUCCUGUCGUACCAAGCCAAACAUCAAAAGCCAGACGUCCUUCGAUGGCUCAGACCUCCAUUAAACCGGUCAUACCCAUGGCACCCUUCACAGCAUGCGCACUACCUCCUUCCGAUCCCUUGUUUUUGACUUCGCUUGGCAAAAAUGAAACUUCAAAGAAGAAAAGGUCUCCUUCGCCCGACAUCAAACCAGCUCUGAAAAAAGAUAUACCCGCAAAGAAAACUGGCUCUAAGACUAAGCUUAAAUCAGCCAGUAUAGGUUCUACGGUUUCGGUUUGUGCGGAUCCUCCUAAAGCCAAAAAGAAAAAGGUUGGUACUAUCCAUAUUGUUCACUACCCCGACUUGGUCAACCUAGACCUGUCUAGCACCAGUUGCGAUCCCCAAACUUUAUCCAGCAAGAAGGCCACCAUCACAACUCACCAAUUCAAGAUUGAACAGGAAGACGGGCUGAUUGGCGGCUUGCCAGGCACAACUGACCACUCUGACUCCGCUACUCUGCAACAAAACUAUCAACCUACAUCCUACGUCCCGCUUGUUCCAAGACCGGAUGCCAAUGUACAACUUGGAGGCAAGAUUGACAGUAAUGACGUUGAUGAUUUGAUCAUACUGACACCUGUGAAUUGCUUUGAAUCUGAGAACACAAUUGUUGGUAGAGAUAUAUCUCCGAUAUCACCAGAUACACCAAGAUCGUCUAUAGUGAGGUAUGGUAUUACAUCUUCCGAAAAGAAGAAGAGUGGAUCCGAAGUGUUUCAAGAAGAAAGACGACGGGUAGAACAAGUUCAUAUUCUCUUGGAUCGUGUUGAUGGUAUGGAAAAGGUUAUGCAGUCAAUGCAAGAGAAAACCGAUUCAAUGGCUGAUGUUAGAGCACAACUUGAGAAUCAGUUGAAGGAUGUGGAAGAACGAUUCAAUAACCGCUUGAAAGUGCUGGAAGAUAGCUGUAAAGAGCUCAGUAGAUCUUUUGACAAGGCUAUGGAGGAGAUUCAGGCUCAUGAUGAAGUAUUGACGCGCUUACUCACAGCCGGCAAGGAUGAAGAGGAUUCAGAUGAAUGCAGCGCUCACGAUGACUCCAGCUGUGACAGUGAAACUUCUUCUACGGCAUAG